UUUCUUCUUUUUCUUUUUUAGGAGGAUAUUCCCAUAGUGGAUUUGGCUGCAGCUCUUGGAGGCAAUUGUAUAGCUACCUAAAGUGGUACAAUUCCAGCUUUUCUUUAUUUUUUAGAUAAUCUGAUUGUCUUCUAUGUGUUGUCCUAUCUUGAACCAGCCAUGGCAGUUCUAUUCUCAAAUUUUGUUAUCAUAACAACAGCUCUACUGUUCAGAAUAGUGCUGAAGCGGCAGGUCUCCUGGGUGCAAUGGGCCUCUUUGCUGAUUCUGUUCCUAUCUAUUGUAGCUCUGACUGCAGGGACAGGAAGCAAUAAGCAUAGCUUGGCUGUGCAUGGAUUUCAUCAUGACAUUUUUCUCAGUCAUUCAAACAGUUGCCUACAGUAUACCAAGUCAGAAGAAGAAUGUUGGGGAAAAGAGAACUGCACUCUUAGAUGGUCCUUCCCUGCCUUUAGCUGGAAUGUCACAACUACAGCAGGACCCAUGAAAACAGUUUGUCUUGGACUGGGACAUCUGCUCAUACUAGUACAGUGUUUUAUUUCAGCGUUAGCCAACAUCUACAAUGAAAAAAUACUGAAAGAAGGAGGCCAAUUCAGUGAGAACAUCUUUGUGCAGAAUACCAAGUUGUACCUCUUUGGAGCUAUGUUUAAUGCUCUGAUGCUAAGCCUGCGCCCUGAAAACAGGCGCCAAAUAGAGUAUUGUGGGUUUUUUUAUGGUCACAACAUAUUCUCCAUGGCCCUUAUUUUUGUCACUGCCUUCCUUGGGCUCUCCGUGGCCUUCAUUCUGAAGUUCCGAGACAACAUGUUUCAUGUUUUGACUGCACAAGUUACAACAGUGAUCAUCACCACCGUGUCAGUUUUUGUAUUUGACUUUAAGCCUUCCAUGGAGUUCUUCUUGGAAGCCCCUGUAGUUCUUUUGUCUAUAUUUAUCUAUCACUCCAGCAGCCCUCAUUCUACGGAACACACUAUUCAGUGGGAGAGGGGCAAACAUAAUGGAGGUACAUGGGAGCGCUGUAGUGGGGAUGGAGAAGAACUUGAGAGACUCACCAAACCAGGCAGUGAUCAUGAUUCAGAGGAGGAGGCCUUAUAGCAAAUGGUGGUCACGUCUAAAAUUUGGGGGAGAUCGCCUGGACAUUCAUGCCAAGUAGAUAAUGGGAAGAGGGCUUUGCCAAUUCACAAAAUAUUUCCUAUGAGUAACAUAAUCAGGCAAAAAGCACCAAAUUACUAGAAUGUAACCAGCGGUCCUCCACCCACCCCAGCCAUUCACAAGUUUUCUGUUCCAACUCUUCCAUCUGGUUGUGGAAGGUUCUUUCCCAGCAUAGAAUAUGAGGGCAGGAAACUUUUUCACAGUGGAAGCGGUGGAAAUCUCUUACUGUUUUACUGAGGUGGGAUUCAAAAAAAUAAAAUAAAAAUCAAGUUCUGCUAGAUGAUAUUUUAAUUGCUCAGCAAAGAAAGGAUAUUAGGGUGGGAUUAGAAAAAUCAGCAGAGAUUAUAAUUUCUCCUAAUCCUCAUGACUAUGCACUAAUAAUGUUGAAGACCAUACACCUUGAGUAUUAAAUGCAAUUGGAAUUUUGUGGAGAUCUACACAUUCUUGUCAAAUGGACGAUGGCAAGAGGUUUGCAUGUUUACAAAUUACUAUUCACAUAAUUCACUGAUUCACAUAAAGCACUGAUUUACUAUAAUGCUGUCAAAAUAUUAAUUGCUGGGAAUUAUCGAGGGGCAAUCGUUGCUCUUCUGAUAGUAGACUUCCCAUAGGCAACUAGUUGGUCAUCGUUGAAAAUAGGUUACUGGAAUAGAGUUUUUAUGUGAUCUAGCAGAACUGUUCAUGUUUCUGUGUACUUGAUCUUCUAAAAUGAAGAUUUAUUUUUGCAGCAAAAGUCAUUGGAAUUCAGGGGAUUCGGCUGCAGAAUUUUGAACCACGUAUUUUGAGACAGCUGCUUUUUUUCCACCUCAAAUUAAAGAGACUGGAGUGUUAAUGCUGAGAUAUCUCAGUUCAAGGAUGAUGUGAGAGAGGAACUUAUUGAUGGAAUUAUGAAAGCUAUCUUUUUGUGAAAAUCCAGGCGCACAAUGCUCAAAAUAUUGCAUGCCACAAAUACAGAGAUGAAAUGGUAACAUUUUUUAUAUGUAAAAUGUGCUUUACCCUUUUAAGCUUUGAAAAAUAUUGUUGCCAUCAUGCAUUGUAUGCCUUAGGUACCAUGUAAGUCAUCAGUCCUUUAUAUGACUACCCCUGUAAUACCCAGUGUUAACAUCUGGAUAUGUUUGAGCCUCACAAUUUCAGUAAUUAAGACAUCGUUUGAAUAUGAAAACCAAUAUUUGGGCAUAUAGCAUUUCUUCUAAAUGCCUUCAUCAUCACAAAUCAGAUGAGUUAUCCAGCUGAUGGAGCCAUGAAAUGAAUAGGAAAUUAGUAACAUUACCUUCUAGCCCUUUUGCAUAUUUCUGUACUAUUUGGGUACUAUUUUUACUUUUGCUACAUGAAAAUAGAUAAAUUGUGUAUUUAAGCAUAAAAUUUCAAUUACUUCUUUCAAAAUAUACUAAUACGAUCAUCCUUCUAGGAUAAUGCAAAACACGGUCCAGAAAGAUAUAUUGUUCCAAGUAUUUAUUCAUUCUUAGCCGGUGUAGCUGAUGGGAUGGAAGGAAUUACACUCCUAACAUCUGGGGAUUUUGUGAUAAAUGUUUCUACUCCUAAUAUAAACCAUGUAACACUGCAUAAAACUGCAUUUAUCUUCUUUUACAUGCAUGUUGUUCACAAGCUAUGUGUUUCAAAUGAAUUACUUUGCCUGGUGAAUCAUUGAUGUGCAACUAUCCCAAGUUGGUGCUAUACAGAUAUUCCAUCUUUUCUGACUAAUUUAUCUAGUGACUAUCCUUGAUGGUGAAUUACAAUCCAAUAAUAUAUGCAAGUCAACAUUUUGUAGAAGAAUUUUUUAGGGCAUGUUGGCCAGGAAAAUUUGUAAUCCAGUAUUUCUAAUCUUUAAUGGAAAUUUUAAACAUAGGCCAUCUUUAAUAGUACGUAAUGCUUUUAAGCGGGCAUAUCUGGGUUAUGUACUAGAAAUGUCAAUUCCUUAAAGAAAUGUUACCUACCCUAUAAAUAUUUCCUUAGCUUUCAGCUUGGAACUAGAAAAUUGGAAUACCUCCCAAUCCUUGGGUUGUCUCUGAUGUUCAGUCUUUUGUACACAUUCAUGUUUGUGUUAAGUUCCAUAAAAGACAAAAGAAGUACAGGCAUAAAUGCAGUGCAACAUAAAAAAAUUUGUGCUGACAUAUAUUUAAAGCUGUAACAAUGCAUGCAACAUUUUCUAUGGAUACGAUAGAGAAAUCUUUGUUUUUCUAGCAUUGGUGAUUCCGUUUUGGAAUGGAAAUGUAUAAAGAAAAUAGUACGAUUGUAUUCAAGACAUUUAGCAACUAUGAAAUAUAGAGAAUUCUAAAUUAUAUUGUGUAAAAUAAUGCUUGAAUUGUGAUGUGAAGUUUCACUUCGGUUUUACAUUUCAAGUUUAAGAUUCAUUUGUAAAGAUGCCUGCAAGGGCAAGAGUUAAUAUUAUAAAAUUAUUGGUAGAGGAAUGUUUUAAAUGCUAGGCAAAUAUUCCAAUCAGGGUUACUGUGUUGAUAUAACGUUGUUCUAUUAUUUGCUUACCUAACAUUUAAUUGAUAUUUUUCUGUAAUGUAACCACACUGGAACCUGGUAAAAUGAAGCAUCCCUUUGAUCCUUAUGUUUAUAGCAUUUAUUCAGAAAUACUGUUUGAAGUAAGGACUUCUUUUACCACCUUUGUUGAUGCAAGUAUCCAUUGUGCUUUUAUAUUUCGGAAGCCUUGAUAGUUUCUGAAGAAGUAGUUCGUCAUUCUAACAUAAUAGUGUUCCUUAACAGCAAUUGCUUAAAUACAGUUGCAAGACAAACUUUGCCUAACUUACCUACUAGUGCCCGGAAUAAAUUAAAAUUUGGGGAGAGGGGAGUUGAGUUUCAAUUGUUCUCUAGACCAGAAAAAAACUAGGUAAAUAGAUAUUAGUUUUAUGCAUACCAAUCGAAUUAGAGACAGAAAAAUACAUUAGUUACCAAUAUGGACUUUCCAUAAUUUAGAAAACUGAUAAAAUACAUAUUUUUAAAAGUCGGUAAUAUCACACAUUUAUACGUAUGCUUUCAGUAAUGUAUGAAUUUGUGCUAAGCUCUUAAUGGAGCCUUUUAAGGGACAUCAAACUGUUGCCCAAACUAGGUAACUCUACCCAACUUCAAGGCCUCGGAUACCCUAGAAGUACUUGAUUAAGCAUUCCUGACCUAAUAUAUACAUAGGAAUUUGUUUAUUAUUUUGGCAAGGGCCUACAUCACUGUUGGGUUGGACAUGGAGAACCUGAAUGAUUUUCCUCCUGUGAAAAUGACUUGAAAGGAUGUUUUCUAAAUAGAAUAUAAAGAUAGGGAAAAGGUUAAAUAUUCAUCUGUUAGCCAGUCUUCUUCAAAGGAUUCCCCUUUUGCAUUCAUGUGGCCUGGCAGACUCACUUAGGGAACAUAUAUUUGUCCACUUAAUAUGUGGUUUGCCUGUGUUUGAGAAAGAAAUCUGCUUUGUUUGGCUUAUGUGGAAUUUAACAAGAAAUUUCUUGAAACAAAAUUUUGAAAGUUUUUUGAAUUAGUGGUAUGUAGCUUUUUUUUUUUUUGCAAAUAUCUAAUAACAGAACAAAAAUAAAUCAAAACCAAGACUGUCUAAGCUACUGUUGAGCAUUAUUUUCAGUUGUGUUGUUUGAUUGGUUUGGUCUUACUUAUUUUAACAUUACAAUUAUUCUUAGCAUGAUGUUUUCAGGAAGUUGUGAAAUCACUAGUUUUUAGGUUACAUUGCACUUAAAGAUACAAAACAGAGAAAACUAACUUAACCAUUUUGGAAAAAUUCCUCUCACGAAACAUUUGAUAAAACUGCCUAGCGUGUUUUGCAAGUUAACUGGUGUUGGCAGUGAUGGUAAUGUAUGUGUAGCUGCUUUUGAGGCUUCCUUCCUUUGAUAUUGGAGGAUGGAAAAACUAAUUGGAUCCAAGUAUAGGACACCACAGAUUGAAGAGCUUUUGAAUUCCAAGUUAAACUACAGAAAUUAUUUCUUUUUCUUCUUUUCUACCUAGGAAAUAGAACCUGGGACAAUACUAUUUUUUACUUUGAAAUUGCUGGCCUUUAGGCCUCAUGUAAGUUGCAGCAAUUGCUAUGACAUAUUAGGAAAAGGUUUUUCUGAUAUCCUAAGUUUUUUUUCCAAUUGAGAAGAGUAUAUUGUAUCUAUAUAGAGGAAUGUUAUAUCUGUUUCUACUUGCAGUUUGAAUUGAUACAUUCAAAGUAUAGAUUAUUUAUUUCUACUUCACCUUCAUUAUUUUUACAAAUAACUCAAGGCGGCAAAUAUAUCUAAAGCAAUCCCCUCCUAUUUUUCACAACACAACAAUCCCAUGAAAUGGGUUGGGCUGAGAGAGUGACUGGCCCAAAUUUGUUAGGAAAAAUAAUAUCUAACAUUAAUGCUGUUGCAUUAGGAUUCUGUGGCUUUGCUUAAAUAUAUUGCUAGCUAAACAGCUAUCUUUUUAAUCAGUAAUAUACUGAGCCAUGAUGGCACAGUGCUUAGAAUACAGUAUUGUAGUCUAACU
This is a messenger RNA of Pseudonaja textilis, 5583 nucleotides long. Lineage: Eukaryota; Metazoa; Chordata; Lepidosauria; Squamata; Elapidae. The record is from RefSeq and is a predicted model, not a curated record.